AGAUAAGUUUAUGACCUGAAAAAUGGCCCCCCAAGCGAUGGAUGCGAAUGGUGUGCUAUUCGAAGGAGAUGCGGAGACGGAGGACGUGGCCCUGGCGCAUCCACCGAUCCAGCAAGCCGGGGAUGAAAAGUGGGACUUCCGAUAUGUGAAGCAUAUUCUCUUUUACACUGCGAUGCUCUAUACAGCCGGGGUGUAUGGAGGCUACCUGGCGCUGGUGUCGACGAAAUGGCAAACGAAUGUAUUCUCCUUCUUCUUGUACAUGUGUUCAGUUAUGGGCGUAGCAGCGGGAGCGCACAGACUCUGGAGCCACAAGGCGUACAAGGCAAAAUGGCCUCUCGAAGUCAUUCUUAUGCUCUUCCAAACUUGUUCCCUCCAGGUAAGAUUCAUCAGAAAAAUGCAAAACGCUAAUAAAUAUUACGUAGCCCUAGUGACGGUUAUUUGCUUCAUCCUCCCCACUGUCAUCCCGGUUUACUUCUGGAACGAGACCUGGAUAAACGCCUUCUUCGUGCCCGUGUUACUUCACCACGUCUGCUGCUUUAAUGUAACGGCUUUAGUCAACUCAGCUCUCCAUAAAUGGGGAUAUAAGCCCUACGACAAAAACAUGAUGGCAACGGAACUUAAAAUUCUCGAUCCGUUUACACUUGGAGAAAACUACCACAACUACCACCACGCUUUUCCUUGGGACUAUAAGGCGGCAGAAGUUGGCGAAGGCACAUUCUUAUUAUCUACAGCGUUCAUAAAUUUCUUUGCGAAAAUCGGCUGGGCUUAUGACUUAAAAACUAUCUCUGAUGACGUCAUUCGGAAGCGCGUAAUUCGUACUGGAGAUGGCUCGCACCAUAUUUGGGGAUGGGGUGACAAGGACCAGACUAAAGAAGAAGUGGAUGCAGCUGUGAGAAUUAACCCUAAAGAAGAUUAAGCCUUGCCUGCCUUUUCACAUUUGAAGAGAAAGGGAUAGGGAUAUUAAAUAUAAAUAUUAAUGUUUAAAGUUCUUGGAUGGAUCCGCUAAAGUAAAGUACUUAUUCAUUAAGCUAUUGUUGAAGCAUCAUUAUGCUUCAAUAAUAGUUUACCGUGGAACGACAUAGGUGUAUAUGU
Molecule: messenger RNA, 1092 nt
Organism: Leguminivora glycinivorella
Lineage: Eukaryota; Metazoa; Arthropoda; Insecta; Lepidoptera; Tortricidae
Product: acyl-CoA Delta-9 desaturase-like
Exons: 4
Coding region: 23-916 (297 amino acids)
Biological process (GO): unsaturated fatty acid biosynthetic process
Cellular component (GO): endoplasmic reticulum membrane
Molecular function (GO): iron ion binding; stearoyl-CoA 9-desaturase activity
Source: RefSeq, a predicted model, not a curated record